AUGGUGCCCGACUUAUUCCCUCGCAGUUUGCUGCUGCUAAAUAUACUCACUUCUGCUUCUGCAGCAGUUCUUGGAAAGAGAACCUAUGUCGAAACCGACAAUGUCCCCAAAGGAGCUCCAACAGUAACCCUCAAAAACGGAAGUUACUAUGGAGUUCACAAUUCCUACUAUGACCAAGAUUUCUUCUUGGGCAUACCCUACACCCAACCACCCGUAGGAGAACUUCGAUUACAGGUACCACAAUCACUUAAUGAGACAUGGACCGGGACAAGAAACGCCACCCAAUACAGUCCCGAAUGUAUCGGUUAUGGCAGUGAUCAAUGGGUUCUCGGCAACGAUAUUUCAGAAGAUUGUCUAACCAUCAAUGUCGUGCGACCUAGUAACAUCGCUGCUGACGCAAAGCUUCCUGUUCUGUUCUGGAUUCAUGGUGGUGGCUUUUUCGAGGGCGGCAGUAGGGAUCCUCGAUACAAUCAAUCGUUCUUAGUCCAGCGCUCAGUUGAGAUUGGAAAGCCCAUCAUAGGUGUCAGUGUGAACUACAGGUUGUCUGGGUGGGGAUUCCUCUGGGGCGAAGAGGUUGCUGCAGCCGGUGUUACCAAUCUCGGUAUUCGUGAUCAACGUUUAGCACUGCAUUGGGUUCAGGAGAACAUUGCUGCUUUUGGUGGCGACCCAUCUAAGGUAACUAUUCAGGGAGAAUCUGCUGGUGGAGCCUCCGUGGGUACGCAGCUCAUCGCUUAUGGAGGCCGUAACGACGGCCUAUUCCGAGGUGGCAUUGCGCAAUCUGGUGGUCCAACGGCAUUAGGUUCUUAUGUCAACGCUUCAGCCUGGGAACCAAACUAUCAGAAAAUUGUCGAGCUAGCAGGUUGUAGUAGUGCAAGCGACACCCUCGCUUGCUUAAGGACUCUACCAACCGAGCAACUUAGCACAAUCUUCAAUUCUACCGGUGUCACUUCGUCAGGCGGUGUCGUUAUCGAUGGCGAUAUUCUCACAGAGUCGGCUACCACAUUGACCAAGACUGGAAAGUUUGUCAGAGUACCCCUCUUGAUAGGCACAAACUUUGACGAAGGCACGGCGUUCGGUAUUCCUGGUAUCAACACCACGGAGGAAUUCAAAGAGUCGCUUCUAUACGAGGCGCCGUCGCUCACGGAAGAGGUUAUCAACAAAGUCGCUGAGCUCUACCCCGACGAUCCUAAUCAGGGUAUUCCAUCUACUCUCAAGGGUCGCCCUCCACCAGGAUCACCUUUUGGAACGCAAUGGAAACGCUCAGCUGCAUACGGCGGUGACCUGACAAUGCACACCGGCCGAAGAAUCUCAACCGAGGCUUGGGCCCGGUACGGCGUUCCCGCAUAUUCAUACCAUUUCGAUGUGCUCGUCAACGGAGUCAGCGAGUACAUCGGCAGCACGCACUUUCAGGAAGUAGCCUUCGUAUUUGACAAUACUGCUGGCCAGGGCUAUGAGAAUGCGGUUGCUGUUGAUCCUUUUGCCAAUGAGCCUGCGACUUUCGACGAAUUGGCUAGUAUCAUGUCUACCGCUUGGAUCAGCUUCGCGCACGACUUGGAUCCCAAUAAUAAUGCUUUCAGUAAUAAGAAAGGUAUCAAUAAGGAAGGCUUGCAGUGGCCUGUCUAUGGUCAGAAGAAUCCGUCAAACAUUGCGUUCAAUGUGAAUGUAACGGGGCUAGCGUAUGUCGAGCCAGACACUUUCCGGGCUGAUGCCAUUGCUUAUAUGGCGGAUAAUUUUGAGAGGUAUUGGGGACGGUAA
Talaromyces amestolkiae is the source of this 1755-nucleotide messenger RNA. RefSeq lists its product as uncharacterized. Bases 1 to 1755 code for a protein of 584 amino acids. Lineage: Eukaryota; Fungi; Ascomycota; Eurotiomycetes; Eurotiales; Trichocomaceae. The transcript has a single exon. The record is from RefSeq and is a predicted model, not a curated record.